UCACGUGCCCCCCCCAGGGGGGCGGGCUCGAGGGCGGUGCUUCCGGUCGGCGGAGCCAGGCGGCCCGAGCCAGGCGGCGGUGGCGGCCGAGACGAGGGGAUGGCGGGCGCCGCGGGCGAAGCUCGGUUCGCCGGGCUGUCGCUGGUGCAGCUGAACGAGCUGCUGGAGGACGAGGGCCAGCUGACGGAGAUGGUGCAGAAGAUGGAGGAGACACAGACGGUGCAGCUGAGCAAAGAAAUGACGCUCGCCAGCAACCGGAGCCUGGCGGAGGGGAACCUGCUCUACCAGCCGCAGCUGGACACCCGGAAAGCGCGCCUGACUCAGAAGUACCAGGAGCUCCAGGUCCUCUUCGACGCCUACCAGAUAAAGAAGACCAAGCUAGAUAAGCAGUCCAACAGCGCUUCCUUGGAGACACUUCUGGCACUGCUUCAAGCAGAAGGGGCCAAGAUUGAGGAGGACACUGAGAACAUGGCCGAGAAGUUCCUGGAUGGUGAGCUCCCGCUGGACGGCUUCAUUGACGUCUACCAGAGCAAGCGGAAGCUGGCCCACAUGCGGCGGGUGAAGGUGGAGAAGCUCCAGGAGAUGGUGCUCAAGGGGCAGAGACUCCCGCAGGCCCCAGCUCCGCUGCCAGCCAGGGCGCCCGAGCCUGUGCCCACUGCCUCGCCGCCCUACCCCGUCCUGGAGCCGGCUGUGCCUCCCUCUGUUGUGCCUCGGCGCAUCCCCCCACCGCCACCCCCGGUGCCUGCAGGACGCUUGGCCACACCUUUCACUGCUGCUUUGGGCUCAGGACAGGCCCUUCCCUACUCAGCUCUGCAGUGCCCGCCCCUGCCACCCCGGGUGGGCCUGUCCCCGCAGCAGGGAUUCUCUGCACAGUUGGUGUCACCGUACCCUCCGGCUCUGCCCCAGAGACCCCCGCCGAGGCUGCCUCCGCACCAGCCGGGCUUCAUCCUGCAGUGAGCACGGCACCCGCCCACCACGGCGCCCUCUCCAUGCUGGGCUGCCUGCUCCAGCUGGGGACAGGGCUGGGCCGCCUGUGCCAGGGUCUGUCUGACCCUAGAACCUAGGUCCAUGCCAGUAGAAGUAGAGACGCAGGCUGCGGCUCCGAGGCCUGUGCGUGCAGGGGCCCACCUGCCCGCGUGUGUGACGGACUCCUGUACCCACAUACCUGGGAAGAGCAGCUCCUGCUCCUGGUUGGGUCCUGGGCCUCCCGCCGCAGCUGUAUUUAAUGAGCAUGGCUAACUGUAUCUGUUCUGUCAUUUUCAAGACAGUGCUGUGUGUCGCCCCAUGGCUGGUGCCCUGCAUCUGGCUAGAGUGUGGCAGCUGCUCUGCUCACAGCGCGUCUGGGGCAGGUCAUUAUGGCCACCCCACCACUCCGUCCUUUGGCAUCAAAGCCACAAACGCCACGCUUCCUGGGGCCACUGCUGUCUGGAGCAGCCACGCCUUGCUCCCACAUCUUGGGUCCCCAAGGGCCCCCUGGCAGGUUUUGGGGCCGAAGUGCCCCCGCUGUUUUUACUCCAGGAGUGAUUUUCUGUUUUGUAUUGGGAAGGACCGUCUGACACGAGACCAUUCAGGGAAACUUUUACACAGUGCAUAUACUGUGCAGGGCAGGUUGAGACGCAGGUGAAGCGUGUGCAGUCUCCUUCACACAAGCGGCACAUGGCUGCGCCUGUGGGUGCCCGUGCUGUGCCUUACCUUUACCUGGUGCCAGGGCUGAGGCCCGCGAGUGCCCGCCAGGGUGCCCUGUGGUCCGUGGGCCAGGCCAAGCUCCCAGCUCCAUGAUCCUGUUUGUAACAGCAGGGCAGGCAGCAGCUUUCAACCAGGACCUGGGCUCCCCAGUGGGGCUCAUGCAGGGAAGGGGCAGGGGGGUUCCUGGGGGUGGGCUGGACCCGCUCUGCCCCCUGCCCACACCUGCACCUCCCCCAGGUGCCGUGUCAUGUGUGCAGAUGCUGGACAUGGGCCAGCGUGGCCAGUGUACCAUUGGAGGAACUUCAUGCCCCACCUUCGUCCUGCCACCUGCCAGGCAGUCCAACCUGUGGCCUGCCAACUGGCCACCACCCAGCUUGCCAGUCAAGGCAGAGCUGAACCACGGCCCAUCCCAGUGGGCCACAGGCGAGGCCUCCAGCCUUUGUCCUCACUUCCUAUACACUCCUGUUCCUGGACUUGAACUCUGCUGUAUUGUGACUGUUUGGUAAAGAAGCAAAGCUCUGGGACAGGUCACUGCGGUGCCUGGUGCCGCGUCUCCACCGUGUCUGAUACCUCUGUUGCCCGCCCACGUGGUCACUGCCGAACGUGAGCUCAGUGUGAUAUUGCAAAAGGGUCGCUAGGCCGACCACAGGUGCCAUCCAUGGCCACAUCUGGUGCUGUGGCUGUAAGUCGUAGGACCAUUUUUAAUAAAUGGAGAAUUGUUACAA
Molecule: messenger RNA, 2411 nt
Organism: Cavia porcellus (domestic guinea pig)
Lineage: Eukaryota; Metazoa; Chordata; Mammalia; Rodentia; Caviidae
Gene: Vps37b
Product: VPS37B subunit of ESCRT-I
Exons: 4
Coding region: 100-957 (285 amino acids)
Biological process (GO): protein targeting to membrane; ubiquitin-dependent protein catabolic process via the multivesicular body sorting pathway; protein targeting to vacuole
Cellular component (GO): ESCRT I complex
Source: RefSeq, a predicted model, not a curated record